This is a messenger RNA of Lichtheimia ornata, 915 nucleotides long. RefSeq lists its product as uncharacterized. Bases 1 to 915 code for a protein of 304 amino acids. The transcript has 4 exons. Lineage: Eukaryota; Fungi; Mucoromycota; Mucoromycetes; Mucorales; Lichtheimiaceae. The record is from RefSeq and is a predicted model, not a curated record.
AUGCGAGCCAUUGUCUUUUUGAACAUUGUUCGAUGUACAGUGUUUGUUGUAAGCGCACUUGCAUUUGCCAGCCAUGCAUCCCAGUGUAUCUUGUUUAACGUGUACCAAAAUCAGACUGAUAUACCAGAUUGGUUCAAAGGAGGACAUUGGCAGUAUUUGCUAUGGUACAUUGCUCUUGGUCUUUCGUUGACCAGCUCUACAGCAGUGUGCAUCCAUGCAGGAUGUUGUAGACGAGGUCAGCAUGUACGUGGCGAUAGGAUUCUAAGCACCAUCAACAUCAUCGUGUUAUCAUCCACCAUCUUACUUAUCACGUUUCUCGGUGGUCAAGAGCCAUGGACAAACGAUCUCGUCACAUUUUCACAGCCUGCCAAAGGUUUCAUACCCUACUGCAAUCUACUCGACCAAGAACGCGAUGCCUUGUAUCCCUUACUAUACCACAGGUGUGUCUUGGUGAAUACGACUUGGAUAUGUGGCUCACUCAAUUGUGUCAUGUGGAUAUUCUUACUGCUCUCGGUAUGGGUUGCGCGACCUGCAAAGCGACCAUCAUCCAUUGCUCAACUGCCGACGGAACCAAAAUGGGGUCGAUACAUCCCAGAGCCAACCAUCCCUCGAGUAUCUUAUCCCACAACACCCCAAUAUCCUUCCGUUUACUCUAAUGCAACGACAGCUACUCAUCUCUCGGAACCUAUUCCUCCUCCUAUACAAACCACCAAUGUGGAUAACAACUACCACGGCAAUCAGCAGUAUUAUUCUUCAGCUCAUUCAGACACCAGUGAUGGCUACUAUUAUAAUGCCUAUCAGCAUCAGCCUAUGACUGCUACAACUACAUCAAGCAACAAGUAUUAUUAUGAGGAUGAUGGCUAUCGAGAUGCGUCAGCUGUUGAUAGCUAUUGCUAUUAUCCACAUUACAGAUAG